This is a messenger RNA of Fusarium keratoplasticum, 1530 nucleotides long. RefSeq lists its product as uncharacterized. Bases 1 to 1530 code for a protein of 509 amino acids. Lineage: Eukaryota; Fungi; Ascomycota; Sordariomycetes; Hypocreales; Nectriaceae. The transcript has 3 exons. The record is from RefSeq and is a predicted model, not a curated record.
AUGGACCCGUCAACGACACUCUUCACUUUCAUGUUUCAAACACACCCUUCGACCCAGUCCGUGCAGCUUAUUGGGUCGUGGGACAAUUUCAGCCAAUCUUACCCCAUGCAACGCGACGUCCGGCGUGGCCGUGGCCAGUGGAGAGGCUGCUAUUCUUUUCGCGACAUCGUCUGCGACGACGCUUCCGUCUCGGCUUCUGCGACGUGUGUUGGCACAAGCGCAGGCACAGGCGCAGGCUUCGGCUCUCCCUCAGGCUCGUGUCUGAACAAGAGGCACGGUGGUCUCAAGAUGGGUCAUACCUAUUAUUACUACUAUGAGGUGGAUGGUUCUGUCGAGACACACGACCCAAGUCUCCCUUCAACAACUGCCUGCCCUUAUCUACCAGGCCAAGCCGUCAACACCUUGAUUGUCCCUGUCGAGCAGGCUCUCCGACAGCGAAGUGCAUCUCUCACAUCUAUGCGUGCUGCCGACUUCAAGACAAUGAACCCCGAAUCAAAAUACACCACCCCUCGACCCGCUCCUACAACAGCCGCCAACCAUCUCCCCUACCGUGUUGGCUCCUCUCCCUCACUACACCACAAGGCUUCGUCUCGGUCAUUGUCCCCCGCCCCGGCAGCAUGGAAGCGUUUGUUUGGUCGCAAGUUGAAUAGCCGUGAUGGUGAACGAGGUCGAUCUCCUGUCCGCAACGACAUGGCUGGCCUCACGGAGGAGGACUUUGACGAUCGGUGUACAACCCCAUCGGAGGGUACUCGUACCCGGGAUAUCUCCCCCGAGUCCCUUCGCCGCUUCCUGUCCGACGAUCUUCCUCCCCGACCCGACUCAAACCUCAGUGAGAGGCCUUCGUUGGUCAUCCCCGAGGACAUCGCCGACGACAAUGACAAUGACGACGACGACAACUUUGCAACUUCGGCAGCAUCCGAGACUCAGUCUUAUGUCACCCGCCUCUCCCCUCCUCCCUUCAAGCGUUCCGCUUCCACCGAGUCAUUUAAUGCCGAGGCGGCCAACCAGAGCUCCAUCACCCUCAUUCCUACCGAGCCACCCAAGCAAAACGUUCACGAGACAGAUGAGGUACCCGCGUCCGCUGUGCUGCCCUCUCGGCCCCGGCUUGAGACACUCUCAGUGCCUCGUGCUCCUUUCAACCCUGCUACGAGUUUCUUCCUCUCUCCCGUCUCGCCCAACUUCCCCGAGGAUGAGUACACCAACUUCUUCGACCUGACCGACGACGAAGACGAUGUUGUGUCAAGCAACAACAGUGAUAUCCUCUCCUUUCAGCCCACCGCUGGCAUGCCAUCGACGACCGACUCUUUCGAGUGCUACAGUCUUCCUGAGCCUCAUGAGCAGGGAGCCAAGAUUGCGGAGCCCAAGCCGACCUACGGCAAGGUCAACUCCCCUUCUCUCCUCUCCCGCAGCGAUUCUGGUUUCACUGUCAGCGGUGGCAACUUCCUGGGUGCUCCUAUUGACACUGGAUUGGAUGACUUCGCUGCCGAGCUGGGCUGGAUGGUUGACGUUAUCGGCACCAAGCGCAACUAA